AUGUCUCACAGUCAACCCAAGCUCGUAUACGGCGCCGCCACGAUAGCCAGCAACUAUGGCUUCGACACGGACGACAAGGUGCAAAGCUUCCUGGACGUCGUUGCGGCGGUCGGCAUUGACACUCUCGACACGGCGCUGAUCUACAGCGACUCAGAAGAGGUGCUGGGAAAGGCCAAGGCGGCGUCACGGUUCCGGAUCGACACCAAGUUCCCGGGUGGCUUUACUUCCGGUCCGAUAACGAAGGAGAGCGUUGUCGAGGCCGGCAAGCAGAGUCUGAAGAAGCUGCAGACGGCCAGUGUGGACGUGUUCUACCAGCACGCCCCGAGCCCGCAGGUGCCGCUGGAGGAGACGCUGGCCGGCAUUGACGAGCUGUACCGGGCGGGUGCUUUCAAGCGCUUUGGCCUGUCCAACUUCACGGCCGCCGAGGUUGAGGACGUGAUCCGUGUGGCCAAGGCGCACGGCUUCGUGCUGCCGACCGUGUACCAGGGCAACUACAACGCGUUCAGCCGCCGGAUCGAGGCCGACCUCUUCCCGGUCCUGCGCAAGCACGGCCUCGCCUUUUAUGCCUACAGCCCGAGUGCGGGCGGCUUCCUGGCCAAGACGGCCGACGUGCUGCGACAGAACAGCGGCACCGGCCGCUGGGACGCCGGGAAUCCGCUGGGCCAGCUGUACACGGGCCUGUACGUCAAGGCGCCGCUGCUGGACGGGCUAGACGCGUGGAACGCCAUCGCCGGGGCUGAAAACGUCACCGGCAUCGAGCUGGCGUACCGCUGGGUGGCACACCACUCGCGGCUGGACGGCACGCUCGGCGACGCCGUCAUCGUGGGCGCGCGCACGCCCGAACAGCUGCGCGAGAGCGUCGGCUGGAUCAAAAAGGGACCCGUCAGCACAGCAGCCGCGGCCAAGAUCGACGCGCUCUGGGCUUCGAUCGCGGCCGAUGCACCGGUCGACAACUACAACAGCUUCUUUAAGCAGACGGGGUCGAAGCUGGCCUGA
Molecule: messenger RNA, 996 nt
Organism: Grosmannia clavigera kw1407
Lineage: Eukaryota; Fungi; Ascomycota; Sordariomycetes; Ophiostomatales; Ophiostomataceae
Product: aldehyde reductase
Exons: 2
Coding region: 1-996 (331 amino acids)
Cellular component (GO): cytosol
Molecular function (GO): oxidoreductase activity
Source: RefSeq, a predicted model, not a curated record